This is a messenger RNA of Neopsephotus bourkii (Bourke's parrot), 1010 nucleotides long. RefSeq names its product glutathione S-transferase-like. The transcript is spliced from 7 exons. Gene Ontology annotation, molecular function: glutathione transferase activity. NCBI's taxonomy places the organism in Eukaryota, Metazoa, Chordata, Aves, Psittaciformes, Psittacidae. The coding region runs from base 174 to 839 and encodes 221 amino acids. Gene Ontology annotation, biological process: glutathione metabolic process; xenobiotic metabolic process. The record is from RefSeq and is a predicted model, not a curated record.
CGACUAAACAGACAUAAUUGUUUUUAUUUGUUUAAGAAAUAGGAGUCUCUCGAAGAGGACUGUCUGCAAUUCCCUUUGUAGGAGGGGCUACAGAACUAUAUAAUCUCAAGACAGCUGCUGAGAGCUUAGAGCGAGUUAUACUGUGUACAAGACAGUAGGAAACCAGUGGAAGCAUGUCUGGGAAGCCCAAGCUGCACUACUUCAAUGGACGGGGCCGAAUGGAAUCAAUACGGUGGCUACUAGCAGCAGCUGGGGUUGAGUUUGAAGAAUGUUUUCUGGAAACAAAGGAUGAUCUGACAAAGUUACAGAAGGAUGGAUCCCUGCUGUUUCAGCAAGUGCCAAUGGUGGAGAUUGAUGGAAUGAAGAUGGUGCAGUCAAGAGCCAUUGGCAACUACAUAGCAGCAAAGUACAACCUCUAUGGGAAGGACCUGAAGGAGAGAGCCCUAAUUGAUAUGUACGUGGAAGCAAUAAUAGAUUUGAAUGAGUUACUGAUGACACAUACUUUACAACCAGAGGAUAAAAAGCAACAACAUCUUGCUAAUCUUGUGGACAAGGCCUCAAACAGAUACUUCCCAGUCUUCGAGAAGGUUUUGAAAGACCAUGGACAGGACUUUCUUGUGGGCAAUCAGCUUAGCAAGGCAGAUGUGCAGUUACUUGAAAGCCUUUUAAUGGCAGAAGAGUGCAAGCCUGAUAUCCUUGCCAAGUUCCCUCUCUUGCAGAGUUUUAAAGCAAGAAUAAGCAAUAUCCCCACAAUACAGAAAUUCCUGCAGCCUGGCAGCCAGAGGAAACCACCACUACAAGAGAAAGAUUUACCAAGAGUGAUGAAAAUUUUCUACUGAGUGGCAACCUUAGCCCACAGAAACUCUUAUUUCAUAGUCUUUGUGUUUGCUGAUGGAAUUAAUGGUGAAAAUAAUGAAAAAGGUGAACUGGGUUUUGAUCUUUCUUUUCUUAACUACAGGACUGUUUUUAGACCUCUGAAAAUACUUCCAAAUUAAAUCUACACAAGCAUA